This is a messenger RNA of Pieris rapae (cabbage white), 756 nucleotides long. RefSeq names its product DET1- and DDB1-associated protein 1. The transcript has 4 exons. Bases 169 to 477 code for a protein of 102 amino acids. Gene Ontology annotation, biological process: positive regulation of proteasomal ubiquitin-dependent protein catabolic process. Gene Ontology annotation, cellular component: Cul4-RING E3 ubiquitin ligase complex. NCBI's taxonomy places the organism in Eukaryota, Metazoa, Arthropoda, Insecta, Lepidoptera, Pieridae. The record is from RefSeq and is a predicted model, not a curated record.
UCUAUUACAAUUUACAUACUACAUACUUCUGUGAUCUGUCAACUAAAACUGUGUCGCUGAAAAUAUUGAAUAAAUUAAAGCGUAAAUUGAACAUAAUAUUUCCAUUAUUUAACGUUUUGUACGAAAAACUGUAUUAGCUUAGUAAAGACAACACAAAUAUCAUAUAAAAUGUCGGUGUUGGAAUUUUUAAAGGACCUACCAUCUUACAAUGAACAAAAUUUUACGUUGUUUAAUACUGACAAUGGCAUUAGAAAUAGUUCCAAGAGGCCUUCAAUAUACCUACCUACAAAAGACAUUCCUUCUGAACAAAUAAUUGUUACAGAAAAAACAAAUAUAUUGUUAAGAUACUUACACCAGCAAUGGGAAAAAAAGAAUAAUAACACUUCUCCUAAGAAACGGGAUCUGAGUAGUGUUGAACAAAAUGGAGAUGAAAGGAAUGCCCGUAAAAGACCACGGCUGAAUUCGCCAUUAAACUAACUAAUGUUUUCAAUCUUAAUUUCUCAUUAUUAAGCAUCAUUGAUAAACAAUGCAAAAUUUUAUUGAGUAUGCUAGUUAAAGUUUAUACUUUGAACCAAUUAUUUUAUUAUGACAUUUAAAUUAAACUUUACAUUAUUACAUGUAUUGUUAAUUUUAAAAUGACAUAGUAGUAGAUAAUAAUAGCAUAUGAAGUUAAUUAUAAACAAACUUCUUACCCCUGAGAAAUUAUAUUAUACAGUAUCAGUAAUGUACUAUUAAGCAAUAACAUAAUUACCUUUG